Tripterygium wilfordii is the source of this 887-nucleotide messenger RNA. Its product is annotated as SKP1-like protein 1A. NCBI's taxonomy places the organism in Eukaryota, Viridiplantae, Streptophyta, Magnoliopsida, Celastrales, Celastraceae. Gene Ontology annotation, cellular component: cytoplasm; nucleus. The record is from RefSeq and is a predicted model, not a curated record. The coding region runs from base 120 to 632 and encodes 170 amino acids. Gene Ontology annotation, molecular function: cullin family protein binding. The transcript has 3 exons. Gene Ontology annotation, biological process: SCF-dependent proteasomal ubiquitin-dependent protein catabolic process.
AUUACGAGUGGCCCCUUUGCUCCGCCCACCAAUUUGAAAUUUAUCAAUCUGUUGUUGAAAGAUAAUCGGACGCGCUCUCUCUCUCUCAUCUGUUUCUCUCUCAUUUCCUCUAAUCAAUCAUGUCGACGAGCAAGAAAAUCACUCUGAAGAGCUCUGAUGGAGAGAUUUUUGAGGUUGACGAGGUCGUGGCCUUGGAAUCGCAGAUUAUUAAGCACCUGAUCGAGGACGAUUGUGCCGAUAACGGGAUCCCGCUCCCCAACGUCACCAGCGAGAUCCUGUCGAAGGUUAUCGAGUACUGCAAAAGACGCGUAGAUUCUGCGAUGGCUGAGGAGCGCACCGCGAAUGCUGACGAUGAUCAGGACACCAUCUUCGAUAUUGGGCUGAUGAGAUUAGCUUUCGCGGCUUGGGAUGCUGACUUCGUCAAGGUUGACCAGGCCACCCUCUUCGAUCUUAUCCUGGCUGCCAACUAUCUCAAUAUCAAGAGCUUGCUGGACCUUACUUGUCAGACAGUAGCAGAUAUGAUCAAGGGGAAAACACCGGAGGAGAUCCGCAAGACUUUCAACUUAGAGAAUGCCUUUACACCAGAGGAAGAGGAGGAGGUUCGUCGGGAGAACCAAUGGGCUUUUGAGUGAAGAACAUGAGGUGAAAAGAAAAAAAAUACUAUAUAUUGUUUCUUCCCUUCAUUUUGUGUGGGACAUGGAUGGCUGUUUUCUUAAUGUUAUUCUUGUGUAAAACUCUCUAGUACUGGUUAAAAUUCCUGCUCCAGGGUUUUCUUCUGAAAACCGGCUGUUAUUCUGCUUCACGUCCCUCGCCCGAAAAUUGUCAACUCUGAUGUUUCUGGGAUCUCUUUAGAUUAUGUUAAUAUGGUGGUAUAUGUUUUAUCUUUA